This is a messenger RNA of Saccoglossus kowalevskii, 2193 nucleotides long. Its product is annotated as unconventional myosin-Va-like. NCBI's taxonomy places the organism in Eukaryota, Metazoa, Hemichordata, Enteropneusta, Harrimaniidae. The record is from RefSeq and is a predicted model, not a curated record. Gene Ontology annotation, cellular component: membrane; cytoplasm; myosin complex. Gene Ontology annotation, molecular function: microfilament motor activity; ATP binding; actin filament binding. Gene Ontology annotation, biological process: actin filament organization.
AUGGCGGGUGCCAGGGUAUGGGUACGUGAUUCUGAAGAAGUAUGGGUUGGUGCAGAAGUUGUUCAGGAUUACAAAGGGAAUGAAGUCAAAGUACUUCUGGAAGGAGAUAGAGGGGAAAAAACCAUCGUAGUUAAAUCGGACACAGAAUUACCACCUUUAAGAAAUCCAGACAUAUUGGUUGGUAGAGAUGAUCUCACAUCGCUAAGUAAUCUACAUGAACCUGCCGUGUUAUAUAAUCUUAAAUAUAGAUUUUUACAAGAGGGAAAUAUUUACACAUAUUGCGGUAUUGUAUUGGUUGCUAUUAAUCCAUAUAAAGAGCUUGAUAUAUAUGGAAAUGAAUUCAUUCAAUUCUACAGUGGAUGUAAUAGAAAUAGGAUAGACCCACAUGUAUAUGCUAUAGCAGAGGAAGCCUAUAGUAGCAUGUGCAAGUUUGAACAUAAUCAGUCCAUCAUUGUGACUGGUGAAAGUGGUGCUGGCAAGACUGUGUCUGCCAAAUACGCCAUGAGAUACUUUGCUACAGUGGGUGCUGGGCCUGGUGAAUCGGAUACGCAAAUGGAGAAAAAAGUAUUGGCUUCAAAUCCAAUCAUGGAGGCUAUUGGCAAUGCGAAAACAAUCCGUAACGACAACAGUAGUAGAUUUGGAAAAUACAUUGAAAUUGGAUUCAGUAAGAAAAACCUUAUAAUUGGUGCAAAUAUGAGAACGUAUCUUUUGGAGAAAUCUCGCGUGGUUUUCCAAGCAGCGCAAGAAAGAAACUAUCACAUCUUUUAUCAGCUGUGUGCAGCUGCAUCGGAAUAUAAGGAAUUUAUGCUGAGUAAUCCAGAUGAUUUUUACUACACAAGUCAAGGUGAAAGUCCCUUUGUUGGAGGAGUAGAUGAUGCCGAUGAAUUUGAUGAAACCCGAAAAGCUUUGCAAUUAAUAGGUGUUACUGAAUCACAACAACUGAUGGUAUUCAGAAUACUGGCAGCAAUUCUACAUUUUGGUAAUGUGGAUUUCUUAGAAGCAGAUAAUCAAGAAAGCUGUAAAGUUUCUCCGGAUGAUAUCAGUUUAUCUGUUGUUGCGUCUCUUCUUGGAAUAGAUGGAGAACAAAUGCAAAGAUGGCUAUGCAAUAGAAAGAUUGUCACUGUGAAUGAAACCAUGAUCAAACCAUUAACGGAAUCACAAUCAAUUCAAGCAAGAGAUGCCUUAGCUAAGCAUAUUUAUGCCCAGACAUUUGAUUGGAUUGUUGGCAAAAUAAAUGUAGCAUUACAUACCGAAGCAACUCCACAUAAUUUUAUUGGUGUGCUGGAUAUUUAUGGAUUUGAAAUGUUUGAAACUAAUAGUUUUGAACAAUUUUGCAUAAAUUAUGCAAAUGAGAAGCUGCAGCAACAAUUUACCCAACAUGUUUUCAAACUAGAACAAGACCAGUAUGUGGAAGAGGGGAUAGUAUGGUCGUUUAUUGAUUUUUACGACAAUCAACCGUGCAUUGCUCUCAUUGAAGAAAAAUUAGGUAUUCUGGACUUGUUGGACGAAGAGUGCAAGAUGCCAAAUGGAAAUGAUGCCAAUUGGUGUCAGAAGUUGUAUGCAAAACACUUAGAGAAGUCCAAACAUUUCGCUAAACCUCGAAUGUCUCGGUCGGCGUUUGUCAUUCACCAUUUUGCAGAUGAUGUGCAGUAUGAGACGGGAGGAUUUCUUGAAAAGAACAGAGACAUGGUGAUUGAAGAUCAUUUGAAUAUUUUGAGAGCCAGCCAGUUUGAAUUUGUAGCAGCAUUAUUUCGUGAAGAUGAAACGCCUGCUCGUACUGGGAAACAGAGUAAAAAUUAUAAUAAACCAAGAACUGGUAGAGGAUCUGUCCGAUCAAUGACAGGCCCACCGCUGCAAGGAGCUAAAAAACAACACACACAGACUGUGGGGUCGCAGUUCCGUAGUUCACUAACCCGGUUGAUGCAGACGUUGAACGCAACUAUUCCCCAUUAUAUUCGAUGCAUCAAGCCAAAUGACGAAAAAGCACCAUUUGUAUUUGAACCAAAGAGGGCGGUAGAGCAGUUAAGAGCGUGUGGUGUUUUGGAGACGAUACGGAUCAGUUCUGCUGGAUAUCCAUCAAGAUGGUCAUAUCCAGAAUUUUUCGUAAGGUACAGAGCUUUAUUGAAGCCGGCAGAUAUUGAUAAAAAAAAUAUCAGAUGUUCCUGUGAGAAUGUACUACAGAACUACAUAUCU